This is a messenger RNA of Myripristis murdjan (pinecone soldierfish), 927 nucleotides long. RefSeq names its product potassium channel subfamily K member 17-like. Gene Ontology annotation, biological process: potassium ion transmembrane transport; stabilization of membrane potential. Gene Ontology annotation, molecular function: outward rectifier potassium channel activity; potassium ion leak channel activity. The record is from RefSeq and is a predicted model, not a curated record. The coding region runs from base 1 to 927 and encodes 308 amino acids. The transcript has 5 exons. Lineage: Eukaryota; Metazoa; Chordata; Actinopteri; Holocentriformes; Holocentridae. Gene Ontology annotation, cellular component: plasma membrane.
AUGGCAAUCAAAGAAAUCCUCAACUUGGCCCGAAUGCCCUCCAUCCUCAUGCUGGGGGUGGUCUAUGUGGCCUACGUGCUGAUCGGCGGGGUGAUCUUCUGGAAGGUGGAAGGAGACCACGGGAAGACAGACAUCAAUCGUUUACUGGGGAACAAAAGACAACUGCUCAUGAAAUACUCCUGUCUGAACCAAGAGGGCCUCGAGGCAGUGGCUCAGGUGGUUCAAGAUACAUCUAAAGCCGGCUUAAGUCUGAAAGGCAACUAUACCACAGAUGGCUUUUGGAAGUUCACCAGCUCAGCUGUGUUUGCUGCAACUGUGGUCACAACUAUAGGCUAUGGGAACAUGAGCCCGAGCACCACGGCUGGCCAGAUCUUCUGCGUGUUCUUCGCUCUGUUUGGCAUCCCACUGAACAUGGUGGUGCUCAACAGGGUGGGCAAGUACAUGCUGGCUAUAGAGAGGAACAUCUGUGACUUUCUCCAAAAGAAGACAAGGCAAAGGCGGUGCGCCCGGUUCUUUGUCCAUCUGGUGUCUUACCUGUGUGGAGCUGUCCUCUUCUUUAUCGUGCCCAUGAUUGUGUUCAAAGAGCACGAGGGCUGGACUUAUGCCCAGGCCAUCUACUACUGCUUCAUCACCCUAAGCACCAUUGGCUUUGGAGACUAUGUGGCAGAUAAUAAUCCUGACAAAGAAUACCCAGAUUGGUACAGCGUCCUCAUGGCUUCAUGGAUCUUCUUUGGCCUGGCCUGGUUGGCUCUGGUCAUCAACCACUCCAUCGACAUACUGGAGCGGCUCAAUGCUCAUACCAAACAGUGGUGGAGGGGCCACAAGCAGGAGGAAGAGUCUGGCAGCGUGAAGGACGACAACCCCGAGACACAGGUGGAAGACGAGGAUGACACCAAGGAGCCCCCAGCAGAAUAUACUACCAGAUAA